AGUUUUAAUUUAUCGUACGAUUAAUUGAUUUAUCGUUUAUCGGGACAGGCCUAGUUAAAAGGUAUGUUAGAUUCCAAAUAUCGGCAGGGCCUAACGAUGGCUCACGGCGUUUCAAAAGCCGACGUUCUCUCCGACCGUGACGACGGUAAGGUGUUUACGUCCAACGUAUUGUUUCAAGAAAACCAAAAAUCUCUCAAGCUGGUUCUCUAUCAAGAUGCAUUUGAAGUUGUGAACCCAUUGGGAUCUGCAAAAAAAAAGCACAAGAUCUUUGCCGUUUACUUUUCUCUACUCCAUAUGCCACCCCAUGUCCGAUCAAAUACCGAUCAUAUGCAGUCGGUCUUGUUGUGUAGAGAGAAGGAUUUCAAGGAAUUUGGCCAUUCCAGAGUUUUUUCAGAACUGUUGACUGACUUGAAAAUACUAGAGGAGAAUGGGAUAACUAUGGCAGACGAAUCAGUCGCGAAAGGAGCACCGUAUCGCAUUGCCGGAGACAACCCGGGCUCUCGCCGCAUCGGGGGUUUUACGGAAAAUGUCAGUACAUCUCAGUACUUCUGCAGAUAUUGUCUGAUUACUCGGUCUGAAUUUCAGAGUGAAAAUCCAGCUAUCAUCGGACCAGAGCGGACUCCGGAAACGUAUCGAUCUGCCACUAAACAGCUGGAAAGAGAGGAUGUGACAGAAGUGCAGGGGAUUAAGUUCAGAUACGACGGAUACACAAAAGGACAUCCACGAUGCCAUUCGAGCAGCGCUUCCUGGUCUUUCACGGGAAGUUUUGGCCGCUUUAGAGGACGUUUCGGAGAAACUCGGCACCGCAACCGCAGACGAUUUCCAGUAUAUCACCGAAGGAGACUUGCAGCCUGUGCCGAAGCCCAUUCGGGCCAGAAGACCGGUCGCUGCACGGGCCCAAAAUAG
Messenger RNA from Xiphophorus couchianus (Monterrey platyfish), 906 nucleotides. RefSeq lists its product as uncharacterized. NCBI's taxonomy places the organism in Eukaryota, Metazoa, Chordata, Actinopteri, Cyprinodontiformes, Poeciliidae. The coding region runs from base 64 to 906 and encodes 280 amino acids. The record is from RefSeq and is a predicted model, not a curated record. The transcript is spliced from 2 exons.